AACACAAUUAGCCAGACAGUUUUAUGAUGUACAUCACUAACAUGGAUGCAAUGUUUCCUUUUGAAAUUAUCUUCUAUUCUGAGUCACUGGCUUAGCGUUGAAUUGGUAAGCAAAGACAUUUGCUGGUAACCUCGCAAAGACUCUGACACGGAAAGAGCAGGCAGGAGGCUGGGCUGGGAGGGUGAUUAAGACAUAGAGGAAACCGAGUGGUUUGACAGCUGUGGAGUCUACUGAUGAGACCAGCAGAAUUAUAGAUAGUGCUGUGAAUGGGAGUGAGUUUAGGGAAGUGAAAACCCAGUCAAAACGGGAACCGUCAUUUACCUUCAGGGUGGGCGGAAGUAUCAGUGAAAGCGACAGAAGGUAAAUGACGCACUUUGAUGGGAGAGUGAGUUGGCGUGGUAGAGGCUUAAAAGGAACAGCGGUUAGAGACACCGACGUGGAGGCAGAGUCGGCAGAGGAACCAGCUGAGGGCAUGUCUGCCGUGCCUCUGUGGGCCCAUCGGGGCCUCUUCCUUGAGGACAUCUGUGUCCAGAUGUGAGCAAGACCAGAACGAAAGCCCUAAGAUGGAGGAGAGUGUUCCUUGUCGGAGCAAGAGCAACAAGGGGAAGAGGGUUCAUUGCUGGGCACAUCAUUAAUUCUGGAAAUGAGUAAAAUGUGUUUGCUCUAGAUGAAAGUGCUGCCCGGAACCAUUUCUUCUCUCUCUCGGGAAAGAAUGAAGUCUCUGGUCACCAACUACCCAUGGCCUUUGCCACUGCUGCUGCUGCUCCUGCUGCUGCCGCCAAGGCUUCAAGGGGACUAUUGGGAUCACUAUGAAUAUGAAGUAGACCCAGAAACCCGUGACUACAUAAGAGAACUUCACUCUACAGGGCCUACCCAGCCACCUACCAAAGAAAGACUCAGAGAAAAGAUCAUCGCUGAACCCCAGCGACCUUUCUAUGGUGAUGAUUACUGUGACAGCGAAAUCAAGUCUAAAAACAUCCACCACAGGCUUCUCUGUUACCCAGAGCACUACUUUGUAAAGGUGGACUACCAGGUCCUAAAGGAUGCCUGCCACGGCAGACGGGUGAGAUGUAAGAACGGGCCUGGGGUUUGCAGGAGAAGCACGGACGUAAUAAGUGGAGUGCGGUGUACCUUGCUCAGUGGCAAGAGGAUGCCAUACUGCUUAUAUGAAAGCAGCUUCACGAGAGGGUAUGCAGUUGUCACUUGUCAGUGGGACAAUGACUCCAAUGACUUUAUUCCUAACAAUGUACUUGAUAUGCUGGUACCCAACUAGCAGGAAAGUAUCACACACCAGAAAGUGUGUCUCUUCCGCCUCUCGCCCCCGACAUUCUAGUUUUCUCCAGGCAGUUAUAUCUGGGAGUAGCUCGCCCUCUAGAUACUGACACUGUUAAUCAGAAGUGAGAACGACACUUUCAGCCCAUUCGCUCUGAUCAUCUGCUUCCCUCCUUCCCUGUCCCCAGAGCAUUGAAUGGCAACAAGAGCUCUGCUCACAAGACUCUAUCAGAUGUUGAUGGAGAUUUUCUGGUCCAGCUGUCUCUCGUGGCCCUUGAAACCCAAAUAAACACACAGAUGCUAUAUUAAUUAUAAAA
This is a messenger RNA of Mesocricetus auratus (golden hamster), 1589 nucleotides long. It is a transcript of the gene Rnase9, whose product is annotated as ribonuclease A family member 9 (inactive). Bases 668 to 1273 code for a protein of 201 amino acids. Gene Ontology annotation, molecular function: nucleic acid binding. Lineage: Eukaryota; Metazoa; Chordata; Mammalia; Rodentia; Cricetidae. The record is from RefSeq and is a predicted model, not a curated record. The transcript has 2 exons.